Bubalus bubalis (water buffalo) is the source of this 1508-nucleotide messenger RNA. RefSeq names its product LY6/PLAUR domain containing 4 (gene LYPD4). The record is from RefSeq and is a predicted model, not a curated record. The coding region runs from base 651 to 1442 and encodes 263 amino acids. NCBI's taxonomy places the organism in Eukaryota, Metazoa, Chordata, Mammalia, Artiodactyla, Bovidae. The transcript has 4 exons. Gene Ontology annotation, cellular component: plasma membrane; plasma membrane raft.
CCCACUUCCCCAACUCACGAUCUACAUUUCUCUUAUGUUCCCCUACCUGUGAUAUCCUUGUUUCCCCUCUGGGUCCCACCUUCUAACGUUGUGGCCCUUUCCUUGUGUUUCUUAUUGGCUGUGUCCAUGCUGAUUUCCCUAAAUUUGACGUUUUCCUUCUCAGGAGUCUUUCUCUUUGCCUGUUCAUCCUGCUGAUUUUCGAAACCCUUUCUCCACAUGCCUUAUCCCCUCAUAGUCUGUCCCCCUUCCCCUCCUAUCCCCGUCUUUGGUUCCCGAGAUACUUCUGUGAUUUUUCUUUUUAACCUUCUCCCCCUCUGUGUUCAUCUUCCUCCCGGAUUUCACCCCAUUCUCUGGCCUCCAUUCUGUAAUUGUAGCCUUCUCUGUGCGUCUCUAUUAGACCCAUCUCACGGUUUCCCCACCCCCAUCCUCUGUGUUGUCCCCUUUUCUCUAUGCAUCCCGCCCUGUCUCCUUUUCUGUCUUUGAGCCUCUCAGAUAGUCUCCUCGCCACCCCAGAACCCGAUCUUUGUGCCUAACUUCUCAUUUUUCUGCCACUCCCAAUUGUGCUCUCUCUGCUGCUCAUCCUCUGUCUCCCUGCAAGUUUCUGUUCCGUUAAUUUGCUCCUCUUUCUCAGUGUGGUUUCUCUUGUAGGAAUGGUGUCUCCUCUGACCGCUACUUCAACCCUUUUUCCUUUAGGGUUUUAUUCCAGUCUUUUCUGGUUGUGUCCGUGCUUGUACCCAGAUUGCUGGGGCCUGUGGUUUUGCAUUCCAGGGGCUGAAGCUCUUCUGUGCUAUGAAGCAACAUCUUCACUCUUCAGAGCUGUAGGUCUCCAUAGGUGGCAAUGGUUUCUGUUGAGGAGCAUGGUGUGCAAACUGAAUGAGGGCUGUGAGGAGACGCUGGUGUUCAUCGAGGCAGGGACCAGAAAGGGAAUCCUGGGUUUUAAAGGCUGCAGCCCAGCCUCAUCUUACCCCCCGCAAGUCUCCUACCUGGUUUCGCCACCUGGAUUGUCCAUCGCCUCCUAUAGCCGGGUCUGCCGGACCUAUCUGUGCAAUAACCUCACCAACAUGAAUGCUAUAUUGCACCUCAAGGCCAGGACUCCCAAGACUUUAAAAUCUUCUUCCCACAGUUGCCCAACUUGUGUGGGCGAGCACUCUAAGAGCUGCCUCCCAAAUUUUGUCUCCAGUGAGUCUUGCCCCAGAGACGCUACCAAGUGUUACAGUUCCACAGUGAAAUUCCAGGCAGGGUUUCUUAAUACCACCUUCCUCCUCAUGGGCUGUGCUCGUGAACAUACCAGCGUUUUAGCCCAUUUUCACCAUAUUGGGAGCAUCAGAGUGACUGAGGUCAUCAACAUCGUAGAAAAGGCCCUGUUUACUGGUGCAGGGACCCCUUGUCGGAGUCCUUCUUGGGGCAUCCUUUUAGGCCUCCUGUUUGCCUUCAAGGGCUGAGGAUCUAGCUGGACCAGACCAACACCCCUCCCUUUUCACAGAGCCAAAUAAAGUUACAGAGUUGCA